Messenger RNA from Akanthomyces muscarius, 2166 nucleotides. RefSeq lists its product as uncharacterized. The record is from RefSeq and is a predicted model, not a curated record. Gene Ontology annotation, biological process: regulation of actin filament polymerization. Gene Ontology annotation, molecular function: protein binding. Lineage: Eukaryota; Fungi; Ascomycota; Sordariomycetes; Hypocreales; Cordycipitaceae. The coding region runs from base 1 to 2166 and encodes 721 amino acids. The transcript has 4 exons.
AUGGCCGAAGUCGAGGCUACACCCACCUUUGGCGCCGAGCUCAAGGACGGGUUCAAAGGCGCAAACGGCUGGGUCGGCCACGGAAUCUCCUGGCUUGAAGACAUUCAGCAAUUUUACCGCGAGCGCGCUGUCAUCGAAAAAGAUUACAGCGCCAAGCUGGCGGCACUCGCCAAAAAGUACUUUGACAAGAAGAACAAGAAAACAUCUCAGCUGAGCGUUGGUGACUCGCCAAGCAUGACUCCUGGCUCUCUCGAAAGCGCUUCCGUUACGACAUGGGCGAACCAGCUGACGACCCUCGAAGCCCGCGCGGCCGAGCACGACGCCUACGCAGGCCAUCUUAUUUCCCAAGUCGCCGAGCCGCUCAAGUACUACGGUUCACGCUUCGAAGAGCUGCGAAAGCGCCACUCCGACUACGCCGACCACCUCACCUCUGAGCGCGACGCCUCCUACGAGCACCUGCACAAGAUCAAGACCAAGUACGAUGCUACCUGCCAAGAGCUCGAGACCCGCCGCAAAAAGUCCGAGUCCAGCUACGACAAGGCCAAGGCUCAAAACGCAUAUCAGCAGCAGAUGAUCGAAAUGAACAACGCCAAGAACACAUACCUCAUCACCAUCAAUGUCACGAACAAGCAAAAGGAACUAUACUAUCAUGACUAUAUUCCGGAAGUCAUGGACAGCAUCCAAGAUCUCAACGAGUUUCGUAUAAUUAAGCUCAACGGCUUGUGGACAGUCGCAAGCCAGCUUGAAGAGGGCCUCAUGAAGCAAAGCGCUCAGAUGAUGCAGGGCCUCACCCAGCAAAUUGCCAGAAACCAGCCCCAUCUCGAUUCUAUGAUGUACAUGCGCCACAAUCUUGGUGGAUUCCAAGAGCCUGUCAACAACACCUUCGAAGCCAGCCCUCUCUGGCACGACGAUAACCUCAUGGUAGUAGACGAGCCGGCAAAGGUGUACCUGCGGAAUGUGCUAGGCAAGUCCAAAUCACAGCUUGGAGAGCUACGACGCGAAGUUGAUCGGAAACGCCGUGAUGUCGAAUCUGUCAAGAACUUGAAGCAAAGAGUACGCAACGGCACAGAAAAGAAGGAUGAGGUCGAAGUAGUCACUCAACUAUUUGCUCUCCAAGAGGACUUACACAGCGUCAACCGUAAGCGCAUAACAGCAGAAGUCGAGACAACAACCAUCACGGCCGCUGUCGGUGACGUGACGCUUGGAGCAAACAACCACAAUUUCAAGGGCCAAACGUUCAAGAUUCCAACCAACUGCGAUCUUUGCGGCGAGCGCAUAUGGGGGUUGAGUGCCAAAGGUUUCGACUGCAGAGACUGCGGCUACACCUGCCAUAGCAAGUGUGAGAUGAAGGUGCCCGCUGACUGUCCCGGAGAGCAGAGCAAAGAGGACAAGAAAAAACUCAAGGCGGAGCGCCAAGCAGCCACAAAUAAACUUCUGACACCAGGCUCUGCGGCUUCAACACACACAACUGAGCUGCCUGAUCUCAGCAGAUCCAACACCAUGACUUCGCUUAGCUCCCGCUCAGCCCGCCGGUCGUUCUCAGGAUCGGCGCUUGAGGCACCCGCCGAAGACGAGCAACCCAGGAAACCUAGUCCUUCUCCAACACCAACCGGCGGGCGCAGGAAUCGCAUGGUGGCACCACCUCCCGCAGCAAACGCCUCAGACCCAGCUGGCCACGCAAACGGUGGAAGCGCCGAAAAAAAGGGCAAAAUGCUUUACCCUUUCGAAGCCAAUGGCGAUGGAGAGCUUACGGUACAAGAAGGACGAGAAGUCGUGUUAGUUGAACCAGAUGAUGGAUCUGGCUGGGUCAAGAUUAGGGCAGGGUACAAGGAAGGCAUCGUUCCCACGACGUACGUUGAUUUCAGCAGCGCCAUUCCCACACCACAAGCGCGACCGUCAUCCACAUACUCCAACUCGACGACGUCAUCGGUGGCCCCGUCCAUGGGCAAGAAGAAGGGACCUGCCGUCGCUCCAAAGCGAGGCGCCAAGAAGCUCAAGUACGUCGAGGCGCUCUACGACUACACAGCGCAGACGGACACGGAGCAUUCCAUGACCGAGGGCGAGCGAUUUGUGCUCGUCAAAGAGGACCCGGGCGACGGAUGGGCCGAGGUGGAAAAGGCGGGCGUCACGGCCAGCGUGCCUGCGAGCUACGUCCAGCCCGUCUAG